UAGGGGUUAUUUGGCUAUAACUCACCAUGCUAGUUAGUGUGGGUUGGUGAAGGUGGGGAUUAUAGAAGUAUAAAACUAUAUUUUGGAUAUUUAUGCACAACUCUCGGUUGUCGACUGCGUCGCCCUUCAAACAUAUGACUACCUGUGUGUUUGUGUCCUCAGAGUAAAGUGAAUGCAAGCUAGAAACAAGUAGGUGGGUGUUAUUCUACUGGGGUGCAUUUACGAGAUAACUUGUCAACAUGUGUUUUUAAGAUGGUACAAAAAGCUGCUGGCAUCUGAACAUUACAAAUCCUUGUGUUAUCACCUUGCACUUUAGCCCUUUAAAAGGCGAUUGCCAAAUGGCGUUACUUGUUCCAAAGCUCAAACUCCAUAACCUUUUGGGCGUGGUGUGACCAAAGCUGCUUUGUUGAAGGCUGCCUUCAUUUCGGAUGAGCAAGAGAACGGGAGAAAUGGGGCUUAGAUAUUCCAUUACUAUGAUGUUUAUGAACACACUCCUCGGCCUGGUUCCCUUCUUGGUCCUUGGUACAUGCAGCAUCCACAGCAAUACAGUUAUCAGAACAGUGGCGAGGGGGAAACUACAGGGCUUGCGCAUAAACCUCGGUCAAGGCAUAUCUGUUGAAGCGUUUGUUGGAAUACCCUAUGCCAAGCCGCCUAUUGGGGACCUCCGGUUCAGAAAGCCAGUGCCUUUGGAGAAAUGGGAUGGUGUUUAUAAUGCCACCACCUUCUCACCAGCAUGCUACCAGAAGCCGUGGUUUUUGGAGGAAAUAAGUUUUGGAAAAUUUGACCACUUUGAUGAGGAUUGCCUUUACUUGAACGUAUUCAUCCCAGAGGUGGACACUGCAGAUAAAAUGGCGGUGAUGGUGUGGAUUCAUGGUGGCGCUUAUCGAUACGGGACUGCAGAGGAAUACGAAGGAAGAUUCUUAGCAGCCGCGGGUGUCAUUCUUGUAACUGUAAACUACCGCCUUGGUCCGCUGGGGUGGCUAAGCACUGGAGAUGAGCAAUCCCGAGGAAACUACGGACUCUGGGAUCAACACGCUGCCCUGAUGUGGGUGAAACACAACAUAGAAUCUUUUGGAGGAGACGCAAACCGGGUGACCAUAUUUGGAGAGAGUUCCGGCGGUGGAGGCACAGGCUUGCAUCUCUUCUCUAAGCACAGCCAAGGACUCUUCCAGGCGGCCGUGUCUCAGAGUGGAUGUGCCCUAGCUCAUUGGGCCAUCCUCCUUCCCCCCUGGAAAGCUUCAGAUACAGCAGCUCAGCUGGCAAAUGCCCUGCAGUGUCCAACAUCCCCCACCAAGGACAUGAUCACGUGCUUAAAAACCAAACCCGCAGAGGUGUUUCAUGACGUUGAUGUGAAGGGUCCACCGAUGAUUUCACCUUGGGCACCAGUAAUUGAUGAAGAUUUUAUUUAAAGAAACCCAAGGGAACUUCUCCAGAGGGGUGAACACUCAAAAGUGCCACUGAUGAUCGGAGUGGUGAAGGACGAAUUAGCUGAGGAAUGGCCAGACAGCCCGACCAUGACAAGACCUGAAUUUGAAGAACAGAUGAAAAAUUGGGUCAACAGAUUUCAAGAAAACAAAGAAGCCAUUUAUGAAGCACUACUCUAUGAAUACACUGACCACGUCAACCCAGAGGAUGAAGAAAUCAUACGGGAAAAAUUCAUUGAGGUGAUUGGCCACGGCUAUCGUGUUGACUGAAACCUCUUCUUUGAGUACCAAGUACUGUAUCUCUCCCUGUUCUCCAUGACCUCUCUGUUGCGUAUGGUCCUCUAUGCGCAUCUCCAUGGCGAUGUGGAUGGACAUCUUCCGGUCUCCACUCUUACCUCAGAUUUAACAAGUGUGCGGCAGCACUGCAUGCACAAAAACCUUCAGUCUUAUCCAGACCGCCAGUGCAAAAAAAUGCACGUGUGGCCAUGUCGUUCAGGCACCAAAUCGAUUUGAGAAAACUUAGCUCCCAACAGGUGACAGUAAAACAUACAACUGUAGAUCGGUUUCGCUCUGAUUUGGACUGACUAGUCUUCACUGUUCCAUGCUGCCUUAUGCCUCAGCACCCCAUCUCUCCUCUCCACCCAUAUAUUCCAUUUCAAGGCCUGUGUUCGUCUCAGAAGCGUCUGAGCUAGGGGUGUCGCACAAGGCUCAAUCCUUGGCCCUUUCCAAAUCCACACACGGAACUCAUGAUGCAACCUCGCACUUUUCUCACCAUCAUUGUGUUCUUGCCGCCGUGUGCUGUGCCACGGUUGUGCAGAUGAAGUCGGACUACGAGUACAUCGCGCCCGCGCUGCACCACGCCGAGGGCCAUGCCCGCGGUGGCUCUGCCACUUUCGUGUACACGUUCAACUACCGCACACACAGCUCCCCAUGGGCCCCGUGGUACGGAGUGCCACAUGGUGAAGAGCUGUAUUACGAGUUUGGAACACCACUGUGGAACGAUAGCAUGCCCUGCCCUUGGACCUGUGGUGCUAUCACACACUGGCACAACCGACAAUCGUCUUGGCUGGAAUCGGAUAAACAGAUGAGCCACUUCUUUAUUCAACUGGUCACAAACUUCGCAAAAUAUCAGUAAGAAAUGUUUAAUGCUGUCAGUAUACAAUCAUAGCAAAGUUGUGAUCUAUAAUGCCGUAGAACUCCUCUUAUCCACGACUCCUGUUAUCCAUGGGCCCUGGACAAUCUGUGAUCGUUAUCUACAGGUAUAUUCUUCCUUAAAUCUGUUUAUACACAGGUAAGAAUGGUUAUCCACAAAUGAUCCGGGUCAAAUAAAUUCGUGGCUGAUGCCUUCAUGAUAUCUUAACUCUGCAACUCUCUCCUCUAUUGCCUCCCUAGAUCCCCGCAUACCCGAGAUGAUUCAAAAUUUUCUGUCAGACUGAAAAUCCACCUCCGUAAAUGUGACCAUAUCACCACAAAAUUCUAAUCCCCCCACUGGCCGCCACUUCAGUCCCAGGUCAACUUUAAAGAUCCUCCAGAUUCAUCCUUGCCUACUUCUCCCCACUUGUCUUGAUGUUGCUGCUGCUGUGCUCACACACCACAGAUCUCCUUUGUAAAGUAGCUAGACAACUGUAUAAACAAGGUAAUCCGUCAUCUUGGUUCUUUCGGUAAAGUCACGUAGAAUGAGAAUAAAACAAAUGUCUUAUUUUGUUUUAUUGUUUUCUCAUUCUACGUGACUUUACCGAAAGAACCAAGAAGAUGAAUCCUUGCAGUCACGAAAGCUUUAAAUUGAAAGAUAAUCCGUGUAACAAAUCACAAACACGAUUUCUCUACUCCAGCAACGAAGGCAGUCUUUCCAAGCCCAGUCAGUCUUUGCUCAGUGAAUGGUUGUUCAUUCUCCUCUGCUGCCCUCAGUCUGGAACUUCCGUCUCCCAGCCAUUCAUGACUUUAACUCCGAGCUCAAGUCCAGACCUUCCUCUUUUAAUAUACCUGUACUGCCUCCAAAUGGCUGUUAAAUAGAUGACAACUCUUUUGUACAGCAUCCUGAGAUGUGGUUGCAUUUAUUACAAUCUAAUUUUAUUUAACUUUGAUACGUCCAAAUUCAUAACUGCAUGAGUCUAGCUCAUGAAUCCCAAGUAAAAAUUCCCAUCAAGCCGUUAUCCUGCUGCCCUCUCCAUGGUGGUAACAUGUCACUUCGGUCCAAUUUGUGGCAAAAAAUGUUUCUUAUGGUACCACGUUCCAUAACAUUUCAUUACUCCCUCUAAAACAGCGGCACUUCAAGAUUUAGUGCCGAUUGAAAGCUGUUGUCGAUGUAAUUCCCAAAGUGCAACAUCGCAACGCCAGUGUGCACACCACACAUGCGGUCACUCAUAAAUGUGCCAAGGAGAGGCAGCUGGCAUUCCAUAUUUUUGUUCUAUUUUCCAGGCGAGUUACGACAUUCAGUGAAGCACCAGAUUGGAGAAGGGCAGAUGACCCCACAAAGUGGGCACGAACUGCCACCAAGCAACAGCAAUAUAUUAAUGAGUUGGCACAACUCAGAUGCAGUUAGUUACCAGCUUCAGAUUAUUCACAAUGAGCUAAUUUGUGCAAUGGAACAUUGCCCUAAACAUUCCUCCUCUUUCAAGGCCACGGUGUUAUUGAAGAAUGUUACAAUAGUGCUUGUGCAGCACUGCCAAUGCAGUAUUACAAAAUAUGUAAAAUAGUGAGGUAAUGCAUACUUUUCAAAGAUUCGCAUUUGGUAUUUAUCUUUUACAAGCCUCUUGGAUCAACCCUUCUCCAAUUCCUCGAAGUACAUUGUGUCUCCUUCAUAAAAAAGCUAAAUCCUACCAAUGUCCAGGCACCUGGCUUGUCACAAGAAUAUUCAGUAUAGUACUCUUAAACAAAAUCUAAGAAAAAAUCACUUGGGGUUCCUUCUUAAUAAACAAAUCACGAAACCCAUGACCUGUGGUGCCAGCUGAUCUAUCACCAUCGUGCCCGCGUAUGUUGCCGUCAGUUAUCGCUCGUCGCACAGCUCUAAAGGUGAUAGACUCCAUGUUCCCUUUGGCCUUGCGCUUUAUUUUAAACGAGGGCCCCUAUGUUAAUGUCCUCUACUUUAAACCUAAUUUCCAUCAAUGAUCUCUAAAGGGAGACCUACACCGGUAUACGUUCACGUAUGAAGCAACUGCUGCAGAACUCAUAAAUCAUCCACAACGCUGCACCUACCUGGAACACCUUUGCUGUCCCUUCCGUAGUCAACACGUCCCCCAUAAACUCGCACUCUACAACACGGACACUUUGCUUAGGCUGUUUGAAUGCUUCUGAUUGUUGUUCCCUCAUUUGAGUCUUGCCUCGUUUUCCAGUAGCAUUCUCAAUAUUUGUUAGAUUUGGUUGUAAGUGCAAUGACAUUGUCAUGUGCCUUGGAUUACUUUACAGAAGUACUGACCAUUGCAUAGAUUUGUAACGAUGUGCUUUCUCGCAAUUAUACCACUUGGUAUGACUAUUCGAUGUAACAAAAUAUUUUUUAGGCUUGUGGUCAAUGCAACACCAGAGUUGGCUGUAGGAGCAUGCGGACUUCUUGAAUUGUACAAACAGGAAUUUAUAAUUUUGCAUGCACGGUUCAACACGUGUCACGAGCGCAAUGUUUGAUUGUGAUUAACCAACCAAUGUCUUAUUGCGUUGCCUAACCAAGCAUCCCUUUGCUCAGUGAUCCGACGCCCGCAAUCCUGAACAUGAGCACUGCCUGGCCAACAUUUGAUCUUCGACAGCGCAAAUAUCUACACAUCGACACAACAUCUGAAGCUCGAAGUGACUUGAGGGCACGAGAAAUGUAUUUUUGGAAUAACUAUUUUCCGAAAGUCAUCAACAGGACCUCACCAGAGUCGUGCAGGAGCUCAGCAAAUACAUUCCAUUCUGGAGCUGCGGAGUUUUUUGUUGCUUGUGCAUUGCUUUUGCUACACCUACAAGGUUAAGUUGGGAAAUCUCCCAUCAGAGCAGAAAUAAUGUUUAAAUUUCACAAUUGUGCCUUUUGAUAUUAAAAGAUAGCCUCGAAGUUAAUGUCAAACGUGUUCAAAUAAUUGCAGUCAGCCAACUUAUUUGUUAAAUAAUAUAAAAAAAUUAUGUAAUGUCACAUUACAAAUCCAACCGACUGGCACUGUGGCUACAGCAUAUCUCGCUCUGAGGCUGAGAGUUCAAUUCCAGCCUGAAGGUGAAGUUUACUGUUCAUCCCUUACUUUACUAUCUGGACCUGGACACAUCUCCAAAGUUGUACCAAAUCCCCAAUAAUCUAACCAUCCUCUGGCAGCUGUGACCUUUAGAAGAAGGAACAAGACCUGCCAAAACAGACAUCAACAAAGACCAAGGUUCAGGUGAACAAAUCUAUAGUAGUUCCAGUACUGCGGUUUGGUGAAGAAUGUUUUACGACAGGAAACGUUGAUGAAAGAGAGAUCUUUAUGUUCGAGAUGAACCUGGCCAAGUAUUCUAGGAGGUCUGAGACCGCAGAGACUGAAAAUCAAUAAAAAUGAAAAAUGGCUCAAAUUACCAGUUCAGAUAUAUCACUCACCACUAAUGUGAACCAUGGCCAUGGUUCAAACUCUUAAGUUCGUGGCAGUGUGCGAACCACUACACCACCAGCUCUAAAAUCGACCAAUCUGAACGCUGAAAAAGUUUAUGUAUGUUUAAAUUAUUUCACACCAUACAUUGACAAACGUGCUAAUUUUGUACAAAUAGUGACUUCUAUAACCCUUUGAGUAACCUCUGAUACCCAUGAUGUGAAAAUAACUUCAUGUUCUGGUACUAUUGACAUAACUUUCAAGAUUAAUGUACGACUGAUAAGACGAACAA
Messenger RNA from Petromyzon marinus (sea lamprey), 6236 nucleotides. The record is from RefSeq and is a predicted model, not a curated record. Lineage: Eukaryota; Metazoa; Chordata; Hyperoartia; Petromyzontiformes; Petromyzontidae.